Messenger RNA from Nematocida minor, 1986 nucleotides. Its product is annotated as transketolase. Bases 1 to 1986 code for a protein of 661 amino acids. Gene Ontology annotation, molecular function: transketolase activity. The record is from RefSeq and is a predicted model, not a curated record. Gene Ontology annotation, cellular component: cytosol. The transcript has a single exon. Lineage: Eukaryota; Fungi; Microsporidia. Gene Ontology annotation, biological process: pentose-phosphate shunt.
AUGCAUUCUGCAGUGGAAGAGAUUAGGGUGCUGAUUGCAGAGAUAGUGGAGAAUGCAAAGAGCGGGCAUCCGGGAGGACCCAUGGGCAUGGCCAAUGUGAUGCACAUUCUUUUCUCCAGAGUAUUAUCCAUAACAAAAAUAGACAGCAAAUGGAUAAACAGAGACAUAUUCGUUCUUUCUAACGGCCAUUGCUGUGCAGGCCUCUACGUGUUCCUGCAUCUCAAAGGCUUUUUGUCAAUGGAAGAUCUACUGCACCUGAGAAAGAUCGACAGCAAAACGCCAGGGCACCCAGAGUUUGGCAGAUUUAUAGAAGCAACUGCAGGGCCGCUUGGACAGGGCGUGGCACAGGCUGUGGGAUAUGCAAUAGCACUGAAGAAAAAUAGCGAUAGGUACAAUAAGCCAGCCCUCAUGAACAUAUUCAGCAACAGAGUGUACUGCAUGGUGGGGGAUGGAUGCAUGCAGGAGGGAGUGGCGCAGGAGGCAUUUUCAGUUGCAGGGCAUUUGAAGCUGAACAACCUCAUAGUGAUCUACGACUACAACAAAAUUACGAUUGAUGGCCCGCUAUCUCUGUCAAACAGCGAAGACGCAGGAAAAAAGAUGCGAGCCAUGGGGUUUGCUAUCGUGGAGAUAAAAGACCCAGAGGAUGACGAAGUGGUGGAAGAAAUACUCAGCAAAAAGAUGGACAGGCCAAUGUUCGUGAUAGUCCACACAACGAUAGGAUACGACACAACAAAGAAAGGCACAAGUGCAGUGCACGGCUCUCCACUGGGAAAAGAAGAGAUAGAGCUGCUAAAAAGGAAAUACUCAAUGGAUCCAGCACAGAGCUACUAUAUUUCCGAAAAGACCAAAGAAAUAUACAGAGAAUGCGACUAUAAGAUAAAUAACAAGUACUACGACUGGCAGAAGGGACUGGAGAAGUACAAAAUGUUUUAUCCCGAAGAGCACGCAGAGCUUACAGACCUGUGCACACCAAGUUCGAUUCAUGAAAUAGUGCAGGGCCACAUGAUCAAAAAUAUGAGCGUUAAAAAUGAUACAUUUUCAACACGUGAACUCUCAGGGCAGAUUUUAUCUGAUCUAUCAAAAGACGAGAGAAUACUGGGAGGAUCCGCUGAUCUGUCAGAGUCUACAUGCACAAAAUGGGAGGGCGCUAAGGUCCUCAGUUCCUCUGACUACAGUGGUAGAUACAUUUGCUACGGAAUAAGAGAGCAUGCAAUGUGCGGGAUAAUGAACGGUAUAGCAGCAUAUGGAUACCACAGGGUGUAUGGCAGCACAUUUCUCAAUUUUCUAACGUAUGGAUUCCCAGCCAUAAGAAUAGCCGCAAUUUCUUCGUAUAGAGUAGCUAUUUUGGGAACACACGACUCAAUUGCUCUGGGCGGUGACGGGCCCACACACCAGCCAAUAGAAACACUUGCACUCCUGCGGGCUACUCCAAAUCUCAUUACAUUCAGGCCUGCGAAUAGGCUGGAAACAGCUACAGCGAUUGCAUACUCGAUGUACCAAUCGAAAGGGCCGUGUGCCAUAGUCUUAUCCAGACAGAAGCUAGAUGGAUUUUCAGUGGGAACAGUGGAUGAUGUCUUAAAAGGCGCGUAUAUAGUCUGUGACUAUGAGAUUGGCGGGCCAGUGGUAAAAAGGGGAGUAAAAUGUCCUUAUGUAACAUUGAUAGCCACAGGAUCAGAGGUAUCUCUAUGUCUCAAAGUGAAAGAACUUCUCUGUAAUGUGGGAUGCAUGGUGCGUCUUGUCUCUAUGGUAUCAUUUGAGCUGUUUGAAGCACAAGAUGUAGAGUAUAAAAAAGAGAUUCUAGAUUCACGUAGCAUAAAAGUCAGCAUAGAAGCACUCUCAACAUUUGGAUGGAGUAAAUAUGCCAGAUACAACAUAGGAAUAGAUACAUUUGGGAAGAGCGGGCCACCAGAUGAAGUGUACGCCCAUUUUGGAUUUACUCCAGAGGAGAUAGCUGAAAAGAUAUAUCAGAUAGUUGCAGAUAUCUGA